AUGGAAUCUGUCGGGUCCAAUCAAAUAUCGACGUACGUUGGUUACAGAGACCGACGACAUGUCUUGGCUCAGCCGGUGGCGGAUAGGAUACUUCGAGAUCUCCGUCAUCGGAUCCGUCUCCUCCACCGUCCAAACGCCGACAAUUUUCACGUACUCGGUGUCACUUGUAAUGUCUACACCGUCGUGACGCUAGAAGCCACGCUAACUUGCACUUGUCCUGAUCGUAAGAAGCCAUGCAAGCACAUCUUGUUUGUCUUAAUCCGAGUUCUUGGCAUUCCUCUUGAUGACGACAAGUGUCUCCGCCAACGGAGACUCCGGCCAUGCCUCCUUUACCGUCUCUUCUCUCAGACACCACCUGAAUGUCUAGCUACUAUCCACAUCCCACAGUUUCUUCAGCUUCUCUCCACCGCCAAUUCUAAUUACGGCGAUGCUAGCUCCUCCUCAUCCACCCAUGAACUGGAAAAUGAGAUGGAAGAAGAAGCAGCAACGUGUCCAAUAUGUCUAGACGAUAUUCAGGUCAUUCAAAACGUAAACGGUGAAUGUGUUGGAGGCGAGGAGGGAGAAAGAUCGGUGGUGAAGUGUAUGGUUAACAACAAGAACAAAGUGCAUGAAGAAUGUAUGGUAUGCCGUUCACAGUGGCGAGGCAAAAAUAGCUAUAGAAAUAGUCCUAAUGUUGGUGGUAUAAUAAAGAGAAUAACAGUAAUUGUUACUUGA
Brassica oleracea var. oleracea is the source of this 714-nucleotide messenger RNA. RefSeq names its product mitogen-activated protein kinase kinase kinase 1. The record is from RefSeq and is a predicted model, not a curated record. NCBI's taxonomy places the organism in Eukaryota, Viridiplantae, Streptophyta, Magnoliopsida, Brassicales, Brassicaceae. Gene Ontology annotation, molecular function: zinc ion binding; ubiquitin protein ligase activity.